This is a messenger RNA of Coturnix japonica (Japanese quail), 1574 nucleotides long. Its product is annotated as SEC14-like protein 2. Lineage: Eukaryota; Metazoa; Chordata; Aves; Galliformes; Phasianidae. The record is from RefSeq and is a predicted model, not a curated record. Gene Ontology annotation, cellular component: cytoplasm.
GCGGGACACCGGGAGGCCCGAUGACACGGCUCUGGUUCUCCCAGCACGGCGAGCAUCACAAGGGCUCUGCUGGCCCCCCGUUCCCAGCGCGGAGCUCGGCACACGCAGGUCCCGCAGGACGGUGACACCGCCGGAUUUGUGCCGUGCCUCCCUGCCCCGAUGCAAGGAGCUGUGAAACCCGUCCCCUCUCACCAGCCCAACACCGUGUUGUUUUCCUCUGGUUCCGAGAGAGCAUCAAGGACGUGCUCCCCUCGCUGCCCUCCCAGGACGACUAUUUCCUCUUGAAAUGGCUCCGAGCUCGCGGCUUCGACCUGCCCAAGUCAGAGGCCAUGAUCCGCAAGCACGUGGACGUCCGCAAACGCAUGGAUGCCGACAACAUCGUGGCCUGGGAGGCACCUGAGGUGAUCAGGAAAUACAUGCCCGGAGGCAUGUGUGGAUACGACCGGGAGGGCAGCCCCGUCUGGUACAACAUUGUCGGGCCGAUGGAUCCCAAGGGGCUGCUCUUCUCCGCCUCCAAGCAGGACCUGAUGAAGAACAUGUUCCGUGAUUGUGAGCUGCUGCGGCUGAAAUGUGAGAAGCAGAGCCAGAAGCUGGGCAAGAAAGUAGAGACGGUGCUGCUGGUCUGUGACUGUGAAGGCCUGGGCUUGAAGCACCUCUGGAAGCCAAUGGUGGAACUAAAUGGAGAGCUUAUGCAGAUGUUUGAGGAGAAUUUCCCUGAGUCCUUGAAGGGCAUGAUUGUCAUAAAGGCUCCCAAGAUCUUCCCUGUGGCCUACAACCUGGUCAAGCACUUCCUGAGCGAGGACACUCGCAAGAAGGUCAUGGUGCUUGGAUCCAACUGGAAGGAGGUGCUGCAGCAGUACAUCGAGCCCUCGCAGAUCCCGGCGGAGUACGGGGGCACGCUGACGGACCCCGACGGGAACCCCAAGUGCCCCAGCAAGAUCAACUACGGAGGGGACGUGCCGAAGCGGUACUACGUGCGGGAUCAGCUGGCGCAGCCCUACGAGCACACGGCGGUGGUCAACAGGGGCUCGUCCCACCAGGUGGAGUACGAGAUCCUCGCCCCCGGCUGCGUGCUCAGGUGGCAGUUCAAGUCGGAAGGGGCCGACGUGGGCUUCGGGGUGUACCUGAAGACGAAGGUCGGGGAGCGGCAGCGGGCGGGCGACAUGACCGAGGUGUUCCCCAGCCAGCGCUACAACGCGCACAUGGUGCCCGAGGACGGCUCCCUCACCUGCUCCACGCCCGGCAUCUACGUGCUGCGCUUCGACAACACCUACAGCUACAUCCACGCCAAGAAGGUGAGCUACAGCGUGGAGGUGCUGCUGCCCGACGCCGACGCCGCCUCGGCCCAGCAGCUCCAGCAGCUCCAGCAGCUCCAGCAGCUCGGGGACAAGCCGGGCGAGGCGUCCCCGGGCCACAGCCCGUGAUGGCGGCGCCGAGGACGGAAGAAGGGCGGCCGGUGCCCCGCGGCUCAGGGACCCGGGGCGCCGUGCCCGGGGCCGUCGGCCCCUCUGUGCCUUACGCGGCCCCUACCGGCGGGGCCGGCUGCGGUCGCGGCAGUAAAGGGACGGACGGUG